AUGGCAGGCUUCUCUAUACAUCCACUGCUACCGUCUCUGAAAACCAAGGUAACAGCUAUACAUCAACAUGACGACCGACUAUACGUCGGAUUAGCAAAUGGUUCCCUCCAGAUAUACUCAUGCGAAACCUCUUCUGGGGACGAAUUACCGAAUGUCGGAUUCCUCAAGACGCAUGCUCUGGGUAGGAGACAGAUAGAUCAGAUAGGCGUUUUAGGGGAAUCCAAACAACUUAUAGUCUUAUCUGAUACCGUGGUCACUCUUUACUCUCUACCUGAUUUACCGAAGAAGGGAUCUAUCGUCCUGAAUCAAGCUAGAUCAGCUCACUGUUUUGCCAACACCGUGUAUACCACCUCCAAAGGGAAGAAAGCCGAUUCAGACGCUAAGAAUGCAGUAAGGGAGUUGCUGGUAGUCGGGUGUAGGAAGAAGGUGGUGGUUUAUGGUGUAGGUAAAGAGGGGCUGAAAGAAGGCUGGGAACUCAACUUACCUCAUUCACCUCGAAAUAUAAUAUUUCCUUCACCUCCUUCAUCGACAUUACCAGAAACGAUCCAUCUCCUCUUCACUCCUCAGACAUCUGUGCUACUUCACAUCAAUCCUUCAUCAUCUGCAAAUCGCCUUAACGUAUCUGACAUCGCAACGGCGCCUCCUCCGCCGUCCACUUCGUCAAGCUUGACCACCGAGGAGGGCGGUACGACGGGGAUAACGAUGGGUAUGGGAGCUCUAACUGGACUAGGCGGGUAUGUAGGACUCGGUGCAAAGUCUUCUGCUCCAGUGGGAGCAAGGACCGUCGGAGGGGAAGUUCUGCUAGCUAGGGAUGAUUUGGGUGCCUUUUUGUCGAGCGAAGGCAAUUAUACAAGAACAGAAUCCCUACAGUGGCCUGGACCUCCUGAUGCACUAGCUUUUGCAAAUCCAUAUAUCUACUCGGUCGUUCCUGUUAUACCAUCCUCAUCCACUUCAACUUCCUCUGCGGUACUUGUUCCUACUGUUCAUAUACACCUAGCUCCGACAUUAGCUCUACGCCAAGCACUUAGCCUACCAGCCCCUUCGACAGGUGGCCUGGCGGUCAGUCACCUGGCUAAUACCAAAGACGCUAUACCAUCUUCAAUACCGGCUGAGAACAUGUCCCCUGCGAUCAAGAUGUUGAUUGUCUCCAAUCCAACCGAUAGACACUUGCUUCAAUCAGAAGGAAGCUCAAUAUGGGCUUUGAGGUCAAGCGAUAUAGCAGAAGAGGUAGAUCAACUGGUCAAAGAAGGUAGAGUAGGGGAUGCCAUUGGUCUGGUGGAAGCGGUAGGGCAGAAUGGGUUAUCGUCUUCGCGUCGUUUACCCCAUCUCAAAACAUUACAAGCUGUCACUCAAAUUGCUAAAGGAGAAUACCAAUCUGCCAUGGAGACCUUCUUGAUCUUCAAUGUCAAUCCUGCUCUGGUCCUGUCCCUUUUCCCGGCAGAGACGAUCUCAGGUAGAUUGCAUGUACCUCAAGAUCGGUGGAUGGAGUUAUUCAGUGCGGUCGAAGGAGCCAAGCUCGAACCGAACAUCAGCCCAGAGAAAGAAGAAGGCGUGGCCAAAGGACUGUUGAAGUCUGUUGCUGGACUAGGUGGAUUGACAAAAAAGGGAAGUGUGACAGGUUUGAGGGAGAUGGCGAAUGAUACUGCUAGUAUAAAAAGUGUGAAGAGCGUGGAUAAAGAUGGAGAGAAAGAGAAAGUACCAAUAAUGAAGGAUGAAGAUCCUGUCCCGCCUCGAGCCGCACUGGAAGCAUUGAUGUACUUCCUAUCUGACCGAAGACAGAAACUUGCUGGAGCCAUCUCAACACAUCCAUUACCUGAACAAUCCUCUUUCCCACCCUUGUCGUCCCUAUCAGCUGAAGAACAGCAUAAUCUACCUUCGUUUCCAUUUACCGAACUCUCGCCUGAACAAUUACUCAGAGUGGCUCAGGUCAUAUAUACGGGGUUGAUCAAGGUAUACCUAGUGGCUAGACCUGUAUUGGUGGGAAGUCUAUGUAGGAUUGAAAAUUGGUGUGAUGUCGAGGAAGUAGAGGAAUUGCUGAAAGCUCAAAAGAAAUUCGGCGAUCUGAUAGAUCUGUAUCAAGGCAAGAAGAUGCAUUCCAAAGCUUUAAAAAUGUUGCAUGAACUGGCAAAAGAUGAAGAAGAUAAACUCGAUAGAUAUCCACCUACGAUCCGAUACCUUCAAAAGCUUGGUCCAACCGAAUUGGAACUGAUAUUGGAAUCGUCAAAAUGGAUAUUUGAAGAGGACCCGAAGAUGGGAUUGCAGAUAUUUACGGCAGAUGAACCAGAAGUGGAAUCUCUACCUCGAUCAGAAGUCAUGCGGUUCCUUGAGAAGACCAAUGAAGAGGCUUGUAUCGGCUAUCUCGAACACGUCAUUAACAGUUUGGGAGAAGAAGGUCCGGAUUAUCAUGAUAAGUUGGCUGAGCUGUACCAUAGUAGAGUGAAGAGUGAAGAGGGUAAGAGUGGUGAUGAUGAGAAACGUCAAGAAGCGUAUGGUACAUUGCUCGAAUUCCUGGAAAAGUCAAAACAGUAUAGACCUUAUAGAUUGAUCAGUAAACUUGCUGCUGAAGAGAUGCCCGAAGCUCGAGCGAUCUUACUAGGCAGGAUGGGCAAACAUGAAGAAGCCUUGAAGAUCUACGUGUACAGGUUGAAAGACUACACAGCAGCUGAAACAUAUUGUAUUCGAGUAUAUCCUUCAAAUCCUGAUAUUUUCUUAACUUUGCUCAAAAUCUACUUGCGACCAUCGUCCAUCUCGACCUCGACCAAAUUCAAUGAAAAGGAAAAACCAGAACCAUUAUUGGAACCAGCCCUGUCAUUAGUAUCGAAACAUUCUACUUCCCUCCCUGCUUCACCGGUGUUAGACCUCUUACCUCCCCUUGUACCCAUUCAAGAUGUCCAUCAAUUCUUUAUGCGGACUUUGAGGGACAGUCAUACGAGGAAGAACGAAUCGAAGGUUCUCAAAAGUCUGAUAAAAGGUAGGAAAGAGGAAUUGGAUAGGAUGUUAUUGGGGUUGGAAACCAAGAGAGUCAGAGUAACGGAUCAGAGAAUAUGCCCUCAAUGUCACAAACGACUUGGUCAAUCGGCUAUUGCAGUUCAUGCACCCAGGGGUGAGGUGACUCAUCUUCAUUGUAAAGACUCGUUCAGUAGCAAGCUGGCAAAACUGAGGGGAUAG
Messenger RNA from Kwoniella mangroviensis CBS 8507, 3168 nucleotides. RefSeq lists its product as uncharacterized. The record is from RefSeq and is a predicted model, not a curated record. Gene Ontology annotation, biological process: endosomal vesicle fusion; intracellular protein transport; autophagy. The transcript has 16 exons. Gene Ontology annotation, cellular component: fungal-type vacuole membrane; cytoplasm. The coding region runs from base 1 to 3168 and encodes 1055 amino acids. NCBI's taxonomy places the organism in Eukaryota, Fungi, Basidiomycota, Tremellomycetes, Tremellales, Cryptococcaceae.